Molecule: messenger RNA, 1886 nt
Organism: Anopheles maculipalpis
Lineage: Eukaryota; Metazoa; Arthropoda; Insecta; Diptera; Culicidae
Gene: Agps
Product: alkyldihydroxyacetonephosphate synthase
Exons: 5
Coding region: 3-1886 (627 amino acids)
Biological process (GO): lipid biosynthetic process
Molecular function (GO): FAD binding; alkylglycerone-phosphate synthase activity
Source: RefSeq, a predicted model, not a curated record
GAAUGUCAUCGUCAUCGGUCGAAAAGCCAUCCGUUGCCAAAGGAAACGAAGGUAGCGCUGCCGUCAAGGCACCUGCAACGUUGGAUCAGAGUGUACCGAAGAAAAUUGUUAGCGCUAUACCAAAGCAAAGACAACAGUUGCUCAAAUGGAACGGUUGGGGCUACAAGGACUCGCGCUUCCUCUACCAGGAUGGUACGAUUGUUUUCACUGGCGAUAGGUAUCCUAUUGGGGGAAAAGUUUCGCUCCCACACUUUCGUGACUAUGUGAUCGAAAACUUCAACGUCGAUCUAUCCGACCGGCGGGAAGGUGUCCCAGUGCCGAACGAAUUUCCCGACCCGGUACCAUGCCCAGAGUUUCUGGAGGAUGUAAAGCGAGCCGGCAUCGAUUGUACACAGAACGGAGAAGAUCGGUUGAUUCGCUGUCAUGGACAAACACUGCACGACGUACACAUGAUGCGUACCGGAACGUUUAAACGUAUCCCGGAUGUGGUUCUGUUUCCCACCUCACACGAACAGGUAGAACAAAUUGUCCGCUCCGCCAACCGGCACAAUGUGGUGCUUAUACCGUACGGUGGUGGUACUUCCGUUUCCGGUUCCGUCACUUGCCCGGAAGCUGAGACGCGGCCCAUCGCAGCACUCGAUACGUCGCAGAUGAACCGGAUGUUGUGGAUCGAUCGUCAAAAUCUGGUCGCCUGCUUUGAGGCUGGUAUUGUGGGACAGGAUUUGGAGCGUGAACUGCGUCAGCUAGGGUUCACCGUUGGCCACGAACCGGACAGUUACGAGUUUUCCACGCUCGGUGGUUGGGUAGCGACCCGUGCCUCCGGCAUGAAGAAGAACGUGUACGGAAACAUCGAAGAUUUGUUGAUCCGAGUGAAAAUGGUUACCAGCCAGGGCGUGUUGGAACGCAGCUUGGCAGUGCCUCGCGUAUCCUGUGGGCCCGAUUUCAACCAUCUCGUGCUGGGCUCGGAAGGGACGUUAGGUGUCAUCACGGAGGUGGUCAUCAAGAUUCGUCCGCUGCCACAGGUCAAACGAUACGGGUCGCUCGUCUUUCCUGACUUCGGGUCCGGUAUUCGGUGUUUGCGGGAAGUUGCCCGAGAGCGGCUACAACCGGCCAGCAUACGGCUCAUCGACAAUGAACAGUUUGUGUUUGGACAGGCGCUCAAAAUUCCGGGCGGCCCACUGGCGACGGUUGCCGACCAGCUGAAGAAGGUGUACCUAACGCGGGUGAAACGGUUGCAGCUAGAUCGUAUUGCGAUUGCAACACUGCUGUUCGAAGGUCACGAAGCGCAAGUCAAGCCGCACGAGGCAAAGAUUUUUGCGAUCGCUAAACGUUACGGGGGUUUCUCGGCCGGAAGCAGCAACGGUGAAAAAGGUUACAUUCUCACCUUCGUCAUCGCAUAUAUCAGGGAUCUGGCCUUGGACUACAGCAUUGUGGCCGAAUCAUUCGAAACCUCCGUAUCUUGGGAUCGUUGCGAAGCGCUUUGCACCAACGUGAAAAGCUGCGUCCGAAAGGAAUGUGCCAAACACAACAUUCAACACUACCUCAUCUCGUGCCGGGUAACCCAAACGUACGAUGCCGGCGCGUGUGUGUACUUUUACUUUGGCUUCAACCAUGCCGGCUUCGCGAACCCUGUCACCAUUUAUGAGGAAAUCGAGAACAAAGCACGCGAUGAAAUUCUCGCAUCGGGUGGUUCGAUCUCGCAUCAUCACGGUGUUGGCAAAAUUCGAUCGCGCUGGUACCCACAGAGUGUGUCCGACGUCGGUGUGCAGCUGUACAAAGCAACCAAGCGGGAAUUGGAUCCGAACAAUAUUUUUGCUGCCGGAAAUCUUAUACCGAGCGAAUUGCAGGACAGCCGCGAACCUAACAGCUUGAAGGCUAAACUUUAA